AUGAAGCUGUAUGGGGUGGACGAUGAGAUAAUUCUCUCGGGCGCGAACCUGUCGAGCGACUACUUUACGAACCGCCAGGACAGAUACCACCUCUUUUCAUCCAAAGAUGUCACCGAGUAUUUUGCGAAUAUCCAGGAUGCCGUCUCAUCAUUGAGCUUCUUGGUUAAGCCGUCCGAGUCGCAAGCUGGAUUCGAAAUGAUCUGGCCCGAGGACAAUGCGGCCCCCUCACCUCUCGAAGAUCCUACGCACUUUGUCAAAGAGUCGACAUCUCUCUUGGCCGGACUAGUGUCUCCCAAAACGGCACCCUUGACCGCGCAUGACACCACUCCACGAGACAAGAGGGACACCUCGGUGUUCUUGUUGUCCCAGUUCUCGCAAUUGUUGUCGCCCGACACGUCGACCGAACUUCCCGCGGUAACACACGUCCUAAAAACUCUGUCUUUGCCCCAGUACGCCAAUUCCUCCUGGACAUUUACAGCGGGCUACUUCAACCCGGCGCCGUCUCUCACCAAGCUGUUACUCUCCACCCAGUCACAUGGGAAUACGGUCAUCACUGCUUCACCGUUUGCAAAUGGCUUUUACAAGUCGCCCGGUGUAUCAGGUCUCCUCCCCGACGCAUACACUCUCCUUGCACGUCGUUUCGUCCGCGCCGUUCACCAGCAACAGCUCGAGGCCUCGACGGUACUCCGGGAAUGGCGAAAGGGCACCGUCGGGGAACCUGGGGCAUGGACGUACCAUGCCAAGGGGCUGUGGAUAACGCUCCCCGGGAGCAAGGACCCCUCCAUCAGCCUAAUCGGCAGCUCCAACUACACUAAGCGGAGUUACUCUCUCGAUCUAGAAACCAAUGCCAUGAUCGUAACUGAGAAUGAGGAGCUGAAGAAGCGGCUGGGCCAGGAACAACGAUGGCUGCAAGAGCAUACGACCAUUGUCACUAGGGACGACUUCGCCAAGGCAGAUAGGCGGGUGGGGAUUAAGGUCCGCCUCGCCAUGAUGAUGGUAAAGCUCUUGGGAGGUGCGCUUUAA
Messenger RNA from Chaetomium globosum CBS 148.51, 1023 nucleotides. RefSeq lists its product as uncharacterized. Gene Ontology annotation, biological process: cardiolipin biosynthetic process. The record is from RefSeq and is a predicted model, not a curated record. Gene Ontology annotation, cellular component: mitochondrion. The transcript has a single exon. Gene Ontology annotation, molecular function: CDP-diacylglycerol-glycerol-3-phosphate 3-phosphatidyltransferase activity. NCBI's taxonomy places the organism in Eukaryota, Fungi, Ascomycota, Sordariomycetes, Sordariales, Chaetomiaceae. Bases 1 to 1023 code for a protein of 340 amino acids.